Messenger RNA from Rhododendron vialii, 681 nucleotides. RefSeq names its product disease resistance-like protein DSC1. Bases 31 to 585 code for a protein of 184 amino acids. Gene Ontology annotation, biological process: defense response. The record is from RefSeq and is a predicted model, not a curated record. The transcript is spliced from 2 exons. Lineage: Eukaryota; Viridiplantae; Streptophyta; Magnoliopsida; Ericales; Ericaceae.
AAAAAAAUUGAAGGCCUCGCACUUGACAUCAUGAACAUCGUGAGAAAUUCAAACAUGGUUGUCUUUGAAGCAAAUACAUUUGAAAAGAUGUAUAAUUUGAGACUACUCAAUAUGAGUGGUGUAAAAGUCUCUGGAACUUGUAAGGCAUUUCCCAAAAGAUUACGAUUUUUGUAUUGGAGUGGUUUUCCUUCAGAAUUUUUCCCCAAUGAUUUUCCUCUAGAGAAUUUGGUCUCUCUUGACUUGAGUUAUAGCAACUUGAAACAAGUUUGGAAAGAAACUAAGGUUCUUGGAUCAUUGAAAAUUCUAAAUCUUAGUCACUCACCGAAACUUGCGAAGACUCUAGACUUCUCAAGAAUCCCCAAAUUAGAGAGACUGAUUCUCAAAGCAUGUCCCAGUUUGUUUGAGGUGGAUGAAUCGAUCGUAAAACUACAGAAAAUAGAGUUAUUGAAUCUUCGGGAUUGCGAAAAUCUGAGAAAGCUUCCAAGAAAUAUUCAUAUGGUAGAAUCUCUAGUGGAAAUAAACAUUUCCGGUUGCGCAAAUCUCAUGGGGGCGACAGAGGAGCUGGAGAAGAUGAAAUCACUGUGAGUUCUUCGCGCUAGCAGAAAUGAUAUAGAGCGUCUCCUCACUAGGGAGGUUGUACCUCAAGGAUUUAUUUGGCCUCGGGUUCCAAAACCGAGGGUA